GAUUACAAUCAAAAGCUAAACUGAUUGCAUUUGUUAAAAUUCUAUCUCUGUUUAGCUUACAAUUUAGUCAUAUCGUGUGCUUGUUUUGGUCUCCUACAAACAACACCAUCAACAUUAUUAUUGUUAUCCAUAAAGGAUUUGACACUUAAGACGAGAUAUUAAGGAUAACAUGAAUGCUAUUAUGAUUAUAUUUCUUAUAUAUGUUAGUUAUGCGGCAGUUAUUUACCAGCAACCAUUAUUCUCGAAAACCAGACUGUCUUAACGUACACUUGUAAUUUGUUUAGCACAGUUUACCUUUCGUUUGCUUAUCGCAUUGCGUACACGUUUAUCGUCAUGUAGAAAGCACACUACAGUCAUCUGUUCCUGGCGUCUAUAUAGAUAUACAACAGUCUGUGCGAUAAACGCCAAGACUUUGGCAUUAAUAUUAAUAAAAAAUUAAAAUCACAUUUAUUCUUGGCACAUAACUCGUAUUGCACUAUAGUAGUUUAGUUUAGUGCUUUAAACGGACUGUUUCCAUUUCAAUUAUGUAUUAUCAUUUAAUUGGCAGCAAUAAAACAAAGUGACUGUGUCGAAAUUUCUUUACCCAUUGCUAGGUUUUUCCGAGAGCCUAGAUAGCAUAAAUACAAAUGUGCUCACGUGAUUUAACUGAAAUACCCUGUAGGGAUUAAAGGGGUAAACUUCAAUGCACGACAAGUGCCUGAUAUCACAAACAUGCACAUCUAUAGUUAUUGAAGCUGCUAAUAUGAUUACAUCGAGUGCAGGCUGGCAACAGUUUUAGUCCGCCAUGAGUUUAUUAAUUCCGCUGAAUCGUAAAAUUCGUAAACAAAACAGUAUAAGAAUAGAUCCAAACUGGCAUAAUAAUUACAGUCUACACAAGCAAUUGAUUGCAUACUAAACAUAUACAUAUGUGGGCGACAGUGCAUCUCCUACGUUUUGCUUAAGUUCUUAUGAGUAAUUCUGGACAGGUUGAAGGCAUGCCGUUAACGGCCAGUAACAUAUACAUAUGUUAAAGUGACACUGUUAAAAUGGCACACUCUUUAUGUUAUCUUGAUUGCAUCUUUUAGCUUCAAGAUAUGGUUACAAGCAAAAGCCCCUUACCUAACUCUAACGACCUUGUUCGCAUUAUAAUCCAUUAUAAAACCUCGAUCCUAGCUUUGCAAGCUGGUAUUUAAUAUUGAUAUUCAUGUUAAAUAUAAUACCAUUUAUACCUAUACAUGGAUUGUAUGACAUGUUUGCACAAUAUGCGUCUGUUAAAUAGUUGAAUUAUUUGACAGCACUGUUUAUUAUCCUCAUGCUGAUCGUGGGGCCAGAGUCCACUGUACCGCAUCGGUCACAGCGUGUGUCCCAAGUGCUAGUAAUGAGUAUUGUCGCCAGCUAAGCUGCUAUCUCUCAGCGGCGGCCCGAUGAAGCUAUAAAAAGUGGCAGCGCAGCGCGGUUUCCUUUUAGCCGCUAAAGCUGUGUAGUUUUGGUUUAUUGUGCAGUCGUUGGCUGGGUAUUUGGGUCAUUUCAUUGACGGCCGGCAAACGUUAAAGACGCGCGCGUGUUCGCCAGCGCAAGCAGAAUCUCGAGAGCAAGUUGGACUUGCAGCUGCUACAUGUAUUUGAUAUUGCUGGGUAUUAUCGCCUGCGCUUAUCAACAAGCAAAUAUUGUUUGUCUGUCGAUUAAAGGGCAAGGAAAUUAACAGCUUUGUGCACGCCCAAUAAUACGCUGACGAUCUGCAGUGUUGAGAAACGCAGAAACGCGCGCAUCGCUCUCUCUUUCUCUCUCUCGUUCGCAUAGCCUGCAAUUGUGCUGCCAACCCGUCGAAGAAGAAGAGAUCAGCAGCUAGAAUGGCCACUCUUGGCGCCUGGGACUAUAUCAUCCUGGCCGUAGUCCUGAUCAUCUCCAUUGUUAUCGGGAUCUAUUAUCGAUUCGUGGGCAAAAAACAGAGCAACACAACGGAAUAUUUUCUGGCUGAUCGCUCCAUGGGCGUUACGCCAGUUGCAUUCAGUUUAAUGGCCAGCUUCAUGUCGGCUGUUACAAUACUUGGCGUUUCCAUGGAGAUGUAUCAGUAUGGCACCAUGUUCGUCAUCAUCAAUCUCUCCUAUGUGAUAUCAACGCCCAUUGCCGCCUAUCUAAUACUGCCGGUAUUUUAUCGCCUGAAAACCGCCAGCGUCUAUGAGUAUCUGGAGCUGCGCUUUGGCUAUGCCACCCGCUUGGCCGCAUCGCUGGCCUUUUCUAUACAGAUGAUACUCUACAUGGGCAUUGUUGUGUAUGCCCCGGCACUGGCGCUGGAGGCAGUCACUGGCCUGAAUCAGAUCUUCUCGGUGAUAAUUGUUGGCGUGGUCUGCACCAUUUAUGCUACAUUGGGUGGCAUGAAGGCGGUGCUCAUGACAGACAUAUACCAGUCGAUCCUGAUGUUUGUUGCCGUUUUCAGUGUCAUCAUCUGUGCGUGGAUCAAGGCCGGCAGUUUCGGUGUCGUGUGGCGUACGGCUGUGGAGAAUGGACGUAUCGAAUUUAAUAACUUUAGUAUUGAUCCAACUACACGGCACACCUGGUUUACGCAGGUCCUGGGCGGCUGCGCCACCUAUCUGGCCAUCUAUGGUGUGAAUCAGGCGCAGGUGCAACGCCUACUGGCUGUACGCAAUCUGCGCUCAGCACGUGCCGCACUCUGGUGGUGUUUGCCCAUUCUGUGCCUGCUAAGCAUCAGCACCUGCUUAUCGGGCCUGUGCAUCUAUUGGUAUUAUCGCGACUGUGAUCCGUUGCUGGCAGGCCGUGUCAGUUCUCGGGAUCAGAUUAUGCCGCUGUUUGUGGUUGACACCAUGGGUGACUAUGACGGCCUGGCGGGCCUCUUUGUAUCCGGCAUCUUUUGUGCCAGCCUGUCGACCAUCAGCACGGCUAUCAGCUCGCUGGCUGCAGUCACGCUGGAGGAUUACCUGAAGCCGCUAAUGCUUUGCUGCACGAAACGCUCGCUCGACGAUCACCAGACCAUGUGGUACUCCAAGCUGUUGUCUGUCUUCUAUGGCGCACUUUGUGUUGGCAUGGCGUUCUUGGCUGGCUCCAUUGGCGGGCUACUGCAGGCGGCGCUGUCCAUCUUUGGCAUCAUUGGCGGUCCAUUGCUGGGUCUCUUCACGCUGGGCAUGUACGUGACGUCGGCAAAUCAGAAAGGCGCCAUUGGCGGUCUACUUAUAUCGCUAGCCGCAUCCUUCUGGAUUGGUUUCGGUCAGCCGAGACCGCCGAUACCCAGCCUGGACAUGUCCAUUGCUGGCUGCCCCGUUCAACGCAGCUUUGCCCGCGACAUACUCCUCCUGCAAGCGGAUGCACAAUUCACAGCUGCCCCGGACCCUGAACCGGAAACGUCCUAUUUCUACCUUUACCGCAUCAGCUACAUGUGGUAUGCCCCACUCGGUUUUCUCAUUGCUUUCUUCGGCGGCUGGCUGUUGUCCUGCUUGUUUGCGGCCUUCAACUGGGACAGCAAUCGUCACAUCUAUCAGGAUGCGGACUGCACACUGAUCAAGCAUGAUCUCUUUGUGCCGCCCAUUGCCAAGCGUUUGCAGCGCCGCCAAAUGCCGCGUGUUGUCGUGACCAACACCAGCAGCGGCAGCCACAGAAGCAGCAGCAGGAGCAGCAGCGGCAGCAGCGUUAAGGAGCCGAAGCCUACGGCACCUCCGCCGGACUGGCAGGACACAUUACCAGCGUCGGCAGCGGGGGCGGGGGCGGGGGCGUUUAAGCAACGUACACUGGCAUAA
Drosophila montana is the source of this 3728-nucleotide messenger RNA. Its product is annotated as putative sodium-dependent multivitamin transporter. The record is from RefSeq and is a predicted model, not a curated record. Lineage: Eukaryota; Metazoa; Arthropoda; Insecta; Diptera; Drosophilidae. Gene Ontology annotation, molecular function: symporter activity. The transcript has a single exon. Bases 1830 to 3728 code for a protein of 632 amino acids. Gene Ontology annotation, cellular component: membrane. Gene Ontology annotation, biological process: sodium ion transport; transmembrane transport.